CGGCAACGGCGCGGCCCACCGGCCAUGGUUCCGCCACCGAGCCCCCGGUCGUGGGCCCCGGCGGUUAGCGGAGGAUCCACCGAGACGACCGUGCUAACCAGGCGAGACGGCAGGGGUGUUACCAGUGGGAUUUACGAGCAGCCCAUCGCCAGCAAGCCCAUCAGCGUGCUGCUGGCUAUAAUCGGAUGCUGCGUGCUGUCUUGCUGUCUCAGUAUUUGGAUGAGAUUGCCAUACAUACAAUGGAUGGUGCUUAUGAUCUACGUGGUUUCCCUCUUAUUUGUUCUUGGAAACUCAAUAUUACAGUUUGGCCUCGGUUCUGAACUCAACUAUUCUACCUGCAUGGCGGCCGAAUUCCUGUGCCUAUCGACCUACGCCUUGACCAAAGUGUUUAUAUAUCUCUUUCUGGUUGAUCGGGUUCACAUCGUCCAGGAGUCUCGCAAGUCCCGGUUCAAGUCGAGGCAAUACCUAAUUAAUUCAUUCGGGAUGAUGGGAAUUUACGUCGUUAUUAUCAUUACCAACUUUAUCUUUCGAGUCAACUUUUACGACAAUGGCACAUGCGUCAUCGGACAGAGUCGAUUCGUCUUGAUACCCCUUAUUGCUUUUGAUGCUUUUAUCAACAUCUAUCUCACUAUUCUGUUUUUGAUCCCGCUGUUGAGACUAUAUUCGGUUCACCUAAAAAUCAAGAGGCCUUACACUCUGGUCCUCCACUCGGCCAAAAUGGCAUACACUGCGCCGAACCUUCGACUGCGGAGAUUGGCCUUCAGGACGUUCGUAGGCACCUGCUGCACUCUUGCCAGCAGCGUCACGAACAUGACUGUUUUGAUGAUCCUGAAUGGAGAGUCAUCGUGGCUCUGCUUCAUAGCCUGCAACAGCGACGUCCUAUUCUCCGCCCUCGUCAUCCAAUGGGUCACGGCAUCCGACCAGGCCGGCUCCAAGAACCGGGAAUGCCCACCGAAAAUGCAACCCGCCACAUCUGCAGCCACGGCGGUGUCAUCCGGCACGACGGGCAGACAAUCUGGCGGCAAGUGCGAGGAGCUGCAAGCGGCGUCGUCUCUGUUGCUGAAUGAGACGCCGGGUUUUAGACCGAGACUCAAUAGGAGGUAUUCUAUGCCUUGA
Messenger RNA from Pyricularia pennisetigena, 1116 nucleotides. RefSeq lists its product as uncharacterized. The annotation marks the transcript as partial. The transcript has 10 exons. Lineage: Eukaryota; Fungi; Ascomycota; Sordariomycetes; Magnaporthales; Pyriculariaceae. The record is from RefSeq and is a predicted model, not a curated record.